Eleginops maclovinus (Patagonian blennie) is the source of this 4112-nucleotide messenger RNA. RefSeq names its product atlastin GTPase 2 (gene atl2). The record is from RefSeq and is a predicted model, not a curated record. Gene Ontology annotation, molecular function: GTPase activity; GTP binding. The transcript has 14 exons. The coding region runs from base 106 to 1944 and encodes 612 amino acids. NCBI's taxonomy places the organism in Eukaryota, Metazoa, Chordata, Actinopteri, Perciformes, Eleginopidae. Gene Ontology annotation, biological process: endoplasmic reticulum organization; protein homooligomerization.
CAGCAGCAGCAGCCUCGUGGAGGCUUGAACUUCAGCAGACGUUAGGAGCGUGAAGAAGAAAAAAGCUCCUCUGACGUCACACACGUUAGAUUUCAGCAGUCCAAGAUGGCGGAGGUGAGCGGGUUGAGGAGUAGAAAUCACCUCGAGCCCAACUGCAAAAGCCGAGUCGCUGACGAAGGCUUGAGUGGUGUGGAAGAUGUCCCCACUGUACGGCAAAAGAAAAGGCCUCCUUUAGCCCAGCCUGAAGACCUGGAGGAUGAUUUUCUCCCCAGGACCUUGGCCUCAAACUCGGGCAAAAAUGCGCUCAUCAGCCCCUCACCAGCUGAGGAGACUCAGGAAGAAGAGGCCGCGGUGGAGGAAGAUAAGGCCAGGCCCAUCCAGAUCGUCGUGGCCAACGAGGACGAGCACAGCUUCGAGCUGGACGCCGCCGCGCUGGAGAGGAUCCUCCUGCAGGACCACGUCAAAGACCUGAACGUGGUGGUGGUGUCCGUGGCCGGAGCUUUCCGGAAGGGCAAGUCCUUCCUGCUGGACUUCAUGCUGCGCUUCAUGCACAGUCAGGGUGAGUCGUGGAUGGGAGGAGAUGAUGAGCCGCUGACUGGGUUCACUUGGAGAGGAGGCUGCGAGAGGGAGACCACAGGAAUCCAGAUCUGGAGCGAAGUGUUUGUGGUUGACAAGCCUGAUGGCAACAAGGUUGCUGUGCUGCUCGUUGACACUCAGGGAGCAUUUGACAGCCAGUCCACCAUAAAGGACUGUGCUACUGUGUUCGCCCUCAGCACAAUGACCAGCUCUGUGCAGGUGUACAAUCUCUCCCAGAACAUACAGGAGGACGACCUGCAGCACCUGCAGCUCUUUACAGAAUAUGGCCGCCUGGCAAUGGAAGAGAUCUACCUGAAACCUUUCCAGUCCCUGAUGUUCCUGAUCCGGGACUGGUGUUAUCCUUAUGAACACAACUAUGGGCUGGAAGGAGGAAAUCACUUCCUGGAUAGAAGACUACAGGUGAGACAGAAUCAACACGAGGAGCUGCAGAACGUGAGGAAGCACAUCCACUCCUGCUUCUCCAACAUCGGCUGCUUCCUGCUGCCACAUCCGGGGCUCAAGGUGGCCACCAACCCCUACUUUGACGGCAGGCUGAAAGACAUCGAUGGGGAUUUUAAGAAGGAGCUGGCCAGGCUGGUUCCUCUCCUGCUGGCCCCCGAGCACCUGGUGGAGAAGGAGAUCGGAGGAAACAAAGUCACCUGCAGAGAUCUCCUGGAGUACUUCAAGGCUUACAUAAAGAUCUACCAAGGGGAGGAGCUGCCUCACCCAAAGUCCAUGCUGCAGGCGACGGCAGAAGCCAACAACCUGACAGCUGUGGCAGGAGCCAAAGACAUGUACGCCAGGAACAUGGAGCAGGUGUGUGGUGGGGACAAGCCAUACAUCGCUCCAGCCGACCUGGAGCGUUUCCACGAGGAGUUUCGCGAGCACUCGGUGCGUCACUUCCGCUCCGUGAAGAAAAUGGGCGGCGAGGAGUUCUGCCAGCGCUACCAGAGCCAGCUGGAGGGCGAGCUGGACGAGACUUUCUCCAACUUCACCAAGCACAACGACGGCAAAAACAUCUUCUACACGGCACGCACACCCGCCACGCUUUUCGCCGUCAUGUUCGUCACCUACGUGGUCUCCGGGGUGACGGGCUUCAUCGGCAUGAGCACCUUGGCGGCGCUGGCUAACCUGGUGAUGGGCGUGGCGCUGAUGUCGCUCUGCGCCUGGGCGUACGUGAAGUACAGCGGAGAGUUUCGGGAGGUGGGAACGCUGAUAGACCUGGUGGCCGAGACGCUCUGGGAACAGGUUUUGAAGCCGCUCAGUGAACAUUAUAUGGAAGACAGCGUCAGACAGACGGUGGUUAACUCUAUCAAAGCCAGCUUGACAGAAUCGGGCUCGCACCACACCAAGUUAAAGACUCACUGACGCUCUUCUUCCUCCUCCUCAUCUCCCCCGCCAUGUGCACCGCCCUCGUGCCCACUCGCUCAAUGUAAUCAAACCUAGAACUGUGGAACUAGUUCAACACCAAAGCUGACCCUCUUUUAGCCCCUCCCCCACGAAGUACAUCAUCAUCAUCUCAUCGCUGCCACCGUCUCUGUUUGCUGUCGUGGACCUGUAGGCUCGCUGUCUGCUCUUCAUCGCCCCCCAGUGCCUCAGAGCAGACGCUGCACCUUAUUAAGAGGACCGAGCAGAGAAGCCUCUCGCCAAAGCAGGACCUGAAGGCCUCUCCUCCGGUGUGCCAUGCUGUAAUAGAUGCGUGUUGUACUGUAGGCUGACACACACACACACACACACACACACACACAUAUUUGCUGGAAGCGUACUGCACUCGCUUCAGGAUUGAGCUGUAAUUCAGGGAAAACUGACAACGCCGUGGGCAGCUGUAAUCAACAAACGGAUGCAAAAUGAAACUUUUUUUUGUCUUACAGGCGAGAGCUCAAUUUACUUCAGUCUGUUUAUUAACAUUUCCUACAAGCACAAGUAACGUAGCGACUAAUAAUGAGCUGAUUGUGUUUAUUACUUGUUUCAGUUAAAUCAGGAAACGGAUUUGAUUGAUUCUACAGAAGUGAAAGGACAUUUGAAGCCAUGUCAUGUACAAUCUGGAGAGACUUAUACAGUCAUGUCGGUCCACACAAGAGUGCAAAAAUCAGACACAUUUUCUGCAUCAUACAUAUAACGGCUUCACCUGCCUGCCUCCACUCAUUCACAGCUCACUAAGUUUGUAAACAGGUAACAUAACCACACUCUGAGCUCAGGUUGCUUCUGUCUUUAUGUUGAAUAUUUUCUGAAUGUAAUCCUGAAGAGAAUUGCCUUCUCGGCCGAUUUUGACGUGUUUUUAACUUUAGGACUGACGUGUUUUAUCUGGCCUUUAGCGUCCCGCUGCGAACCUGCCAGUGUUUGACCCGCUGCAUGGUGUUAGGAGCUACUCUGUUGUAGCAUUAAGCUAGCUAAGAGAUUUUAGGCAGCCGGGGAGGACUGACAUGUCAAACCAUUUCAUGAAAGCUGCACCAGCUCUAAAUGUUAGCCGUUGCAUUUUUAGCACCUUGAAUAUUGACUUUUACUUUCAGGAAGUUAGAGAUAUAUUUCUUAAAUUAGCUCAAACUCCUAUUACACAUUUGUUAAAGGAAUAGUUUGCCAUUUUUGGACAAUAUGCUUAUUUGCUUCCAUGAGUCCAAGUUAGGUGUGAGUAUUGAAGCCAUUUAUAUCUUAGAUUGAUUAUAAAACUGCAGCCAGACAGGUGCUAACAGGGUGAAACUUGUGAAAUUAUACCAUUUGAAAUUAAAUAAUUUAGCCUAUACCAGCACAUUUAAAGCUCUAUAAUUCAAACUAUGUGUCCUGUUAGUUGAAUUUACCAUUUAAAUGUGUUAGGCGAGCUUUAGAGGUGUUGGUUGAACAUUUUUAACUUAUUUUUUGAGCAGCAUCAGGCUAGCUGAUUCCCCUUUUCCAGUCUUAAUGCUAAGCUAACUAGCUGCAGUUUCGUAUUCACCUGAGGCAAGACUAGUAUCAAUCUUCUAAUCUAACUCAGGAACACAGUGAAUAAGUGUGAAUUGCAAAUAUUGUGAACUAUUCCUGUAACCGACUAGUUAAGAUUGUAUCCACUGCCUUUUUCUCUUUUUCUGGAGUCAGAAUAUUUCUAUUUCUCCAAGGCUGAUCAAAUAGACCUGAAACCCAUCUUUAUAUCUGACUUCAACAGCUGCAUCUCUUCUCUCUCAGCUCUUUCGUUGAUUCCAUCCACAUUUCUGUACUGUAGUCUCUCUUUCUGUGAUCACAUAUUACAAAUCGGGCAUGUGUGUGUUAAAUAAAGUUUGUAUACAUUUUAUAGUGAAUCAGUUGACAAUGGCUGUUUGUUCCUUGAUCAACCUAACGCCAGUCUGUGGUUUAAGAUGGAUAAGUUGCUGCUGUAGGGUUUACAUAGUUUAUCUCCUUCCUGUGAGGACGGACGUUAUGUGGUGUGAAUAUUUGGAUUCUGAUAGGAACAUGUUUUGAUUGUGGCGAGUGGGUCGGAGACAUGUCUGUCUGCCUUUUAAAAUAUCUCCGGUAAUUUAUUUUUGAAUAAAAUGUUUACCUUAAGAAUAAAUCAUAAAUUCAAUUUA